AGCCACUCCUGCUCGCGACGCGGGCGGCGGGGGGCACCAUGGCCUCGGGCGCCGUGUCGAGGGCAGCCGUGGAGGAGGCGGCCGGUCGCAUCGCGGCCUACGUGCACAGGACCCGCGUCUUCACGUGCGAGCAGAUCAGCCGGCGGGCCUCCGAGGCGAGCGGCUCGCCGAGGAGGCUGUUCCUGAAGGCGGAGCACGAGCAGAAGGUCGGCGCGUUCAAGAUCCGCGGGGCCAUCAACGCGAUAUGCCAGUCCUCGGCGGACUACAUCGUCACGCAGUCGAGCGGCAACCACGCGCAGGCCAUCGCGCUGGGCUGCAAGCUGCUGGGGAAGAAGGCCAUCGUCGUGAUGCCGGAGGACUCUCCCGCCGUCAAGGUCGACGCCGUGAGGGAGUCGUACGGCGCCGAGGUGCGGUUCUGCGCGCCCAGCCAGGAGGCACGGGAGGCGAUGUCCGCGGAGAUCGUCGCCGCCCUGCGCAAGGAGCACGGCGCGGAGAAGUGCGAGGAGAUCCACCCGAACCAGGAUUCGGACGUGAGGGUGAUCAACGGCCAGGGCACCGUGGCCGUCGAGCUGCUGGAGCAGCAGCCGGGGCUCGACGCCGUGGUCGUGUCCAUCGGCGGCGGGGGCCUCAUCUCCGGCAUCGCUUCGUACGUGAAGGCGGCGAGCAGCGCCCACAAGUCCAAGAAGGCGGGCGUCCUGGUGAAGAACCCUCCGAACACGCCCGUCCACACCAUGGCGGACUCCGUCAAGAGCAGCCUCGGCGCGACGACCUUCCCGCUGGUCAUGGAGCACGUGGACGCCGUCUUCACCGCGAGUGAGGAAGAGAUCGAGGCGGCCACCCGCUUCACCAUGGAGCGCGCCAAGCAGGUGGUCGAGCCUGGCUGCGGCCUCGCGGUGGCGGUGGCAACCUCGGCCAGGCUGUACGAGGCGUACCCCGACCUGAGAGCCGUCGGCGUGGUCCUCUGCGGCGGCAACGUGGACCUCGGAAACCUGCCCUGGAUGAGGCCCAAGAGGCCAGCGGACGGCGAGGGCCAGCCCGCGAAGUCGCGCCGGGUCGGUCAGGGUGGCACUGACUAAGACUCCCUCGAAUCUCUUGUCCUCCUCCCCCUCCUCCUCUUCCUCCUCCUGCUUCCCCGCCGCCGCUCGCGGCACCUGGCCGUGCCUGGGACGCUCGGGCAAGGUGCGGAGUUUUGCGGGCCCUGCGGAGGA
Molecule: messenger RNA, 1208 nt
Organism: Prorocentrum cordatum
Lineage: Eukaryota; Dinophyceae; Prorocentrales; Prorocentraceae
Source: the annotation of a GenBank genome assembly